CAUUAUUCUCAGAUAAUGGUAGACCCCUGCCAAUAAGCAUUUCAAAGAGCACUGUAUCAGUGAAGGCUCUUUCAUUUACAAGAGACAGAAAACCUAACUCAAAUUGGCUUAGGCAAAACAACAACAAACAAACAAACAAUGGCAUUUAUUAGCUCAAGAACGCAAAGGCCCUAGGGUAUUCUGGCUUUAGGCUUUGAUUCAGAGGUCUGAUUGCUUUCCUCCAAGGUGGCCUUGUUGUCGGGUUCCAUGAAGUGGACAGAUUGCUGCUCUUUCUGGUAGAGAAAAUGGAGGACCUUUCCCCUCCCAGACCCAGCAAAAGUGUCCUUGCAUCUCUGAAUCAUUCCAAGAUGGGACUGUGACCUAUCAUGAAAGCGAGGACACUGUGACACUGCAAAGGGCAAGAAUGAGUCAUAUGCUCACCCUGGAGUGGGGAAGGGGGCAGUUCUGUGCCAAUGGAAGGCCACAUACUAGGAUGGAGGAGGUGGAUGCUAGCUGAUAAAUAGGAAAAAAACCCAAGGGGAUAUUAAAGGCAGAGUCAAUAUACCUGAACCUGUUAUGGAUAAGGUAUUCGAAUUAUUUUAAAUCACUCACAUUGAAGCCUAAACUAGACCAGAGAUACUUAGGAUUUUUAGACUUUAAUUUUGUCUCCUAAAUGCCCCUGCCUAUUCAUGCCUCUCUUUCCCACCCUCACCUUCUCUCCUUUACCAAGAAACUAGAACACAAAAGACCAACCCACUCUACACAAAAGAUGCUUUAAUGUAGUACCUUUAAAAGAAAAAAAAAGGUUUCACUGUACUAUUUGUGUAGAUUCAGCUUAUAGUAAGAAAUCAGGAGAUAGAGGGUCCAUUUACUAGUCGACUGUUGUUUUUUCAGGCUCUUUGAUACAGAAAUCUAAUUUUUUCACUCACAAUCAAUUUGGCAUUAAAAGAUCCCGUAAUUUGGUCCCAUUAGUCACGCACUUUUAUCUUGACUUCAGAGUCAGACAGAAAUUCUAGCUCAUACAUUUAAAGAACUGUAGGCACUUGGUCAAAUCAGUCAUCUCAAUUUCUUCAUUGGAAAAGAGAGUAGUAUCAUCUGCUAAAUAUUUUCUUUCUCUCUUAUAUAUCCUGUCUGUUUAUCUACUUACCUACCUAUCUGUCUCCUCUAAACAAGCAUGUAUACAAUCUCUCAUUUAAUCUUCCCAACAACCCUGUGAAGGCUAGAGGGUACCUAUUUUACACACCAGGAAACAGGCUGAAUGAAAGAAGUAACAAGCUAAGCUUGUGUUGAGACCUUUGGUGUUGGAGGAGCUGUGAUUUGAAACCAGAUGGAGCAGAUUAAAAGGGCAAAUAAACUGUUUACGAAUGAUUGUAUAUUUCUGAAGAAAACUUUGAACAUCCCAGUUAUAUCAGAGAAGCCUUUGUUGUUUAAUGGACUUAACUCAAUAGAUUCUCCAGAAAAUGAAACUGUUGAUAGCAGUUUUUCUCAUGAAGAAGAGCCAGCAGCAGCUGGAGAAGACCUCUCUCCUUCCAGUCCUCAAGAAUCUGAUGUUCAGCCUGUACAACCUGAAGAAGUGUCAGCUAGAGAUUUCCUGCAGAGACUAGACUUGCAGAUUAAGUUGUCAACACAGGCAGCCAAGAAACUAAAAGAAGAGAGCAGAGAUGAAGAAAGUCCUUAUGCAGCUUCCCUCUAUCACAGUUAGAUGAUCAGGGACGAUAAUCUAACCUGGAUUAAAAGGUGGUUGGAUCAUGAAGAAACCAACAACUAAAGAUUCAAAAGCAUAUACAUCCUUAAAUCACAACCAAAUAGUUUCACCUACUGCAAUUGCACUGAUGUGAUUAUUUCCUCUGGCUUUCUAUGAUUUUAAGUCUUUAUUAUGGCAUGAGAGCAAAAUUGUAUCCUAAAGAUCAUCACUUUUGAAGGUGAUGGUAGUUUUUAGACUAGUUUUUGUAAAUACUAGUUAACAUAAAGCAUCAAAGACUAUAUACAUAUUCAAGCUGAAAACAGUGUUUAUCUUCUGAAAAAUCCUAAUGAUGUGAAAUAUAUGGUUGCUGUUUAAGUGAUGCUGAUUUUGCUAUGUGUUUAUAACUUAAGUGCUAUAUGUAUAUAUAUAUUUCAAUAUGUAUUACAAUAUUCUGUAUUAAUAUAAAGAACCAAAUUUUGUCUGCUAUUUUGUAAAAAUAAACUACAAAAGCCUGAAUGAGAAAAUAAACUAUGUUUUCAUAUUUGAGUCUGUAAUUUUUUUCAACAAAUAGAAAUAAAAUUGAUUUUUAAAUUA
This is a messenger RNA of Acinonyx jubatus (cheetah), 2257 nucleotides long. RefSeq names its product LysM domain containing 2 (gene LYSMD2). The record is from RefSeq and is a predicted model, not a curated record. NCBI's taxonomy places the organism in Eukaryota, Metazoa, Chordata, Mammalia, Carnivora, Felidae. The transcript is spliced from 3 exons. The coding region runs from base 1307 to 1681 and encodes 124 amino acids.